Messenger RNA from Rhopilema esculentum, 5104 nucleotides. RefSeq lists its product as uncharacterized. Gene Ontology annotation, cellular component: cytoplasm; nucleoplasm. Gene Ontology annotation, molecular function: protein binding; DNA endonuclease activity. NCBI's taxonomy places the organism in Eukaryota, Metazoa, Cnidaria, Scyphozoa, Rhizostomeae, Rhizostomatidae. Gene Ontology annotation, biological process: double-strand break repair via homologous recombination; resolution of meiotic recombination intermediates. The record is from RefSeq and is a predicted model, not a curated record.
UAUGCGCAGGAGAAUGGCGGGUAGAACGAAGCUUUGAUUGUGAUUUGAAUUUUUUGGAUGGCGUCGGAAACGUGGUUCGAAAUCGAGAAUAAUCGUGAUUGAUGAUCGAUAUAACAUGAUCCUCAGAUCUUUUGGAACAAAUCACGCUGAAUAGCAAUGGAAGUUGAACAACAGGAUGAGCUUGCAGAAUAUUUGAUAAACAGUCUGAAACGGAAAGAUGUGAAGAAAACUACAAAAGCAGUUGAGAGGGGUGCAGAUCCUAACUACAUUGGACCAGAAGGCUUUGCAGCCAUCCACCUAGCUGCAGGUCUAGAUGGUGCUGCGGGAAUGCAGCUGUUGAAAUUGAUGCUCAGAUACAAUGGAGAUCCAAACUUGAAAUCAUCAGACAGUGAGACAGCCCUUCAUAUUGCUGUCAUGUGGAAUAGGGAAAAUGCAACAAGGCUGCUUCUGGCUUGUGGUGCUGACCCAACAAUAAGAAAUUCUGAUGGCCUAACCGCGUUUGAUUUGGCAGAAAAUACAAGUGAUCAUGAGUUGAAAUGUUUAGAUUUGUUACGGAACAGCUUGAAUGAUUCAUCAGAAAGCGACUUUUCCCCAAAUGAGAGAACCGUGUUAUUCAAUCCGACAUCAAAUUACAGACAUGGAUCAAAGAAUAACAAACUUAGAGAAUCUUUGAUGUCACCAAAAAGAAAAUCAACAGAGUUUGGGGAUGUAGUUGAUGGUGAAAGUUCCUAUCGCAUGCAGCAAUCAAUCGGUCUAGAAGAAAAACAAAGUCAAACCCUUUAUAAAAAGGUUCCUUCACCCAGCUAUUUUCAGUUUCCAUAUAAUCCAAUGUGGGCAGGAAUGCCUGGGUUUGAGGGCCAUCAACCCGGAGACAUGAAAAUGUACCCAAAUUUUAACCAGAUGCAACAUCCCGAUCACCCAUCUACUCUAAAUACUGGUAAAGAUUCUUUUUUUGAUCUCUCUCUUCCUUCUCAUAGACAUUCGUUGAUCAAAAAUGCAAAAAGCUUUGAACAUCAAGACAAAUCUUGUCAAUCGGAUUCUCUAGAGUCGCUUGAUACUGCCUUCACUUGGGACUCGGAUAUUGAUUCAUCUACAAGCUACUUCAGUCUCCCCAAGGAUUCUUUAAGGGGCUUUAUUACUGAGUUGAAGGAUGGAGAAGAGAAGUAUAUGUUACACAAGGGUAUCAGUGGCGAGGCAUCUUUGGUAAUCGGAACUGACUUUGAGUCUAGGAUCUCUCUUGGUGAAAUACCCGUUUCUCUUAUUAAGAAUGCCAAUGAAAGUAUUAUAAGUGAACAAUUUAGGCGGAGUUCUGGCAGGAGAUCUGCAGAGAAAAUGUUUCUUAGGAGAGCAAAACUUGUAAAUAUGCAAUCUGGGAAGAAAUCACGUAAAAGCCAAGAUAGUUGGACAGGCACCAAUGGUGCAUCUGUUAGUAGUCCAAAUGGUUAUAUGCCGGGGCGACCUCGGUUCUUUCGAACUCCAUUCCCUUUGAUUAACAUGCCUGCUCGACAAUUCCAAAAUGGCUUUGCAGAGGAGGCUAGUCCAGGAGACAGCGAGGUUGGACACACUCCAGAAAAACCGAAAAUGGUUGAUAAAACUACUCAAAAGAGCUUCGAGUCUUCUCGUGUUAAUGGUGGAUCAGCUACUAACGAUUCAAAAGUAGAGGGUGCAAGAACUGAAAAAACAACGAACUCAAAUCGAUCGAAACAAGCAAGAGAGUCUCCUGACAAACGAGCAAUGUUUUUGCAGCAACACACAGCCAUUCAGUCUUCCUUGUCAUCGAUACCGCCAGUGACGGGCACUGGCUCUGCAGAAACGAACACACGAACUCCAACGACAGACGAGACUCUCUCACAGCCUGGCAAUGAAGAAACCGAGAUAGAAUUUCCCAUAAUGCACACGUUCGGUUCACCAAGGAAUUUGUACGCCGAAGGAACACCUGUUGCUCCAAAUAUGACGCGUAGUUUGUUUGAUCGGUCAUUUUUUGGUGGAAAUAUGACAAAUGGCGAUAUUCCAGAUGGCGAGAUUUUUAAAUUUGGUUUUGAAGAGCCUGUGAAUGAAUCGAAAGACUCCUUGCAAGGUAAAGAAACAAAAAGAGUCUCAUCAAUACAGCGAAAGAUUAAUGUUUUAGAUUCAAAUCAAGCCGAUGUUUUCCCUACCGAUGCAGAAUCGGCUGCUGGCGAGAGUGACGGAAAUUCUUCUGGUUAUAAUGGCGACACUUCGCAACAGAACAGUCCGGAUGAUGUUGUGUCUGUUUCCCAACCCAAAUUUGAUUUGAGGAAUUCGCCAUCAGUGACUUUGAGAAGCAGGCGUAGAAAGGACAUGAUGGAUGAGCGGUCGGGAAAGAAUUUCGAAGAAGCAUCGUCAACUGACACGGACAGCAGGGAAUUGGCCGAAGCUGAUAGGCCAGAUGGAACAAAGGCCGACUUGCCUGCUUCCCCGAGGAAAAGGCUCAACGGCGUGACGUCAUCUUCUGAUGAAACUAACCGAGCUACGACAGGGAAAACUGAAAAAGAUAUUGUUGAGAAACGCCCUAAUUUGACAAGGAGUCCGGGUUUUAGAAUGCGACAAAAAGUUGACCAUACGUUUGAAGAUCGCACUGAAUUGAAGAGCCCUUUAUUACCAGAAGAACUCAAGUCGUACCACAAGGCACAGCUUAACAAGCCGACUCGUGCAAGAAAAAAAUGGGAGCAUAAGUAUGACUGUUCAUGCGAGUUGUGCAUGACAAGAAAAGGGCAUACAAGUAUUUCACCAUCAUUACCCAACUGCGAUCAUGAUCAAUGUCAUGAAUGCGAAGAAGGUGAUUUCGACGAGGUCUCAGUUGAGUAUGACUGGAAAGACGUGAGUUUACUGGAGUCAACGAACGGCGAACAAUCGAUUGUCGUGCCGAAGGAUAUCCAGGCUUUGAAUGUGGAGGAGCUAAAGCAAAGGUUGAUCAAAGCUGAUGAAAAACCCGGACCUAUAACCAACAACACAAAGAAUAUUUACAUGAAGCAUCUCGCUAGAGUGGAGGCUGGCGUUGUUACUAAAGGGAAGAGUUCAACAUUCAUGGAAUUUGUUCCAGAAAUGAGAAGAGAGUUAACACAACCGUGUGCAGAGGACUAUAGUUCACUGGAAGAAGAGAUCGUUAAAAAUUUUGAAAAUCCGCAAAAACACAAAUGGAGAGAAGGGCUGAAGAAAGCGUCGUUCAAUUACAUCCUCAUAGACCCAAGAGUAACAACAAAACUGAAAAACAAAGACCUCGACGAGACAGAAAGAUUUGGCUGUUUUGUACGCUCGAUCUUCUACGUUGGAAAAGGAAACAAAUCAAGGCCUCUCGAACACUUAACUGAUGCUGUUAAGCUAAAGAAAGCGAACGACCAGGCUGCAAAGGCAAGUGAAAAGCUGAAAAUGAUCCUUAAUAUUUGGCAGUCUGGUUAUGGCGUCGUUUCCCUGAAUUUGUUCCAGAAUACAAUUCCCGUUGAAGCUUACACGCGAGAAGCAUGUAUGAUUGAAGCAAUGGGACUUACGCGACUAACGAACCUAAAAAAAGGUGACUAUUAUGGAUCGGCUGCUUCUUGGAAAUUGAAGAAAAAACGACUUCUUGGAAUUCAUUUGCUGAAGAAAGCCUUCCAGAUUUUCCUUGUCGAAGGAGAAAAGCAAAUCAAAGAAGGAGAUUUAUGAUUUUAAAUAAAAGAUCAACAUAUAACUGUAAGUGAAAUAAAGUAUUGUAUAAAUAUAGUAUAUUUUUAAUCAACCGAUCAUUUGCGAGAAAACAGAUUAAAGGAAAGCAGUCCUUCCUUUUAAUUGAUGUACAGUUUAAUUAUCGCUUGGUUUUCAGCACUUGACAAGCCUUUUUUGCCAUUUACGUUUGAAAUAAAUAAAUAUACCAUAAGGUUGUUUUUGAUGGCUUUGGUUCUGAAGAUUAGGCCCAAAAAGCCAGUAAGGCGACUGAUAAUUGCAUUGUUUUUACUUUUGCCAAACUACGCUGGAAAAUCUUUCAAAGCGUUUUUGUCUUUCUUUGUAUCAAACUUUCAAAGAAAUAUUUUUAUACAUAUUAUACGAUUCAACCAUUUUCGGUCUUAUUUAUAUUUCCUUAGUUGCUCGAUCGUGCCUUAUUUUUGAUAAUAUUUUGUAAAGGCGAAAGUUGUUGGUGUUACCGUAUAUUUUUGUAUUUUUGAGUUACUUGUAUAAUAUUUUAUUCGGUUCCUUCAUGCUUGUUGGUUGUGUAUUUUUAAGAAGAUUUUCCGAUUAUUCUUUAAACAAAUGUCGAAAGAUUGAAUGUAUGGAAUCUGAUCCAACCACCUUUGAGAAGAAACAAUGCAGAUUUCUGUUCAGGGGGGAGGGUUAGAGGGAGGGCUAUCCAAUAAUUUUCCUUGACUACAAACGUAGCUUUUACAUUUAAUGUUAGUUAACUUGUACAUUUACCGCUGUAAUUGAAACCCAUGUAAGGAGAAAAUUGCCUGAGAUUAUAAAGUCUUGUUUCGUAGGUGCCCUGGAACAAUAGAAUGGAACUUGUACUCGUUGCUCCUUUCCCCGUACUUACCUCUCAAUGACCACACCCAUCGCGUCCUCAAAUCCUUACGAGGCUAUUUUUUCUUUUAUUUCUAAAGCACAAGUCAAGUUUUUUAAACAACUACUGUACAAUACAAGCAUAUUUUUAAUAGUUAAUUGGCUUUAACAAUCCCAACUUUUGCUCAAUUGAAAUUUAGAACCACCGUUUUCCUAUGCUGUGCGCCAAGAUAAAGAAUAAGUUAAAUUAAUCUCGAAAGUGGAUACGGUGGCAGAAUUGUUUUAUUAUCUCCAGACCAGAGGAAAUCCUCGUUAUUUCCCUUCCCCCCUCUCUCCAUCCUUUUCUAAAAUUAUUUGGCCACAGCUCUCUUGAUUGUUAUUUGUUGCAAAUAUUCGUUUCAGCGACAACUCUAUUCGUUUCAGAGCUUCGUCGUAGUUUGAUUUUUCUUCAGUCCUGUAAAUUUCUCUAUUUUGUCGAGAAAAGUUUGUACUGCUUGUUACAUAUAUGAGAACUUCCAAACAGUUUUGAGUUUGGGGAUUUGUAAAUACGAUGUUUUAUCGUAGAUUUUGUUUAGAAAUGUUUGUGCAGAAGGAUCAGUGAUGUUAUUAAAAACAA